AACUCUAAAGCGAAAUCAAAAUUUAUGGAGCCUUAAACAAACCCAGAGAGAGACAGAGACCCUGCGAGAUUUGAUUCGUGAACUCACUCUCUCUCUCUCUCUCUCAAACCCUAUUGGAGUUACGAUCUCUCGUUCGUAACUCCUGAAUCAUUUUUCCCUUUCGAUUUUGAUCCCUCUUUGUACCCAGAUCUGUCUCUCUUUUUUGGAACGAUCGUUUUUUUGUUUGUUCUUCCCUGGUUUCGCGGUUCUCGAUCGGACAAAACACGGAGAUGGGUGUUCUCCGGCGUUAAGGUUUCUAUUUUUAAGAUUAACGUCUGCUGAAUUUUACCAAAGCCUGUUUGAUUUGUGAGUGUUGUCGUCAUCGCUAUUGGAGGAUUCAAAAAGACGCUCGAAGAACAACAAGAUUAUAGCAUUAGUUGUUGGUGUCAUCAUCAUCAGAUUGAGGGAUAUGUGAGUUAUGGUAUCAGGGUCAUUUAUGCGGAUCGUUUCAAAUUGUUGGAGACCUUCUGGUGAGGGAGAAAAUUCCACGAGACAAGGGGAUUCGAAUGGACGGAUUGAUGGGCUCUUGUGGUACAAAGAUUCAGGGCACCAUGUUUCGGGGGAGUUCUCGAUGGCUGUGAUCCAAGCCAAUAAUCUUCUCGAAGAUCAUAGUCAGGUCCAGUCGGGGCCGAUGAGCUUGGUUGAUUCGGGUCCUCAAGGAACUUUUAUCGGUGUAUACGAUGGUCAUGGAGGUCCAGAAGCUGCCCGGUUUGUCAAUCAACACCUCUUCGAUAACGUCAGGAAAUUUACAUCGGAGAGUCAUGGAAUGUCGGCCUCUGUCAUAACGAAAGCAUUUUUGGCUACAGAAGAGGAAUUUCUUUCACUUGUGCGCAAACAAUGGCAGACAAUGCCCCAAAUUGCUUCCGUUGGAGCGUGCUGCCUCGUAGGAAUUAUAUGUAGUGGAUUGCUGUACAUUGCAAACGCGGGAGAUUCUCGGGUUGUGUUAGGAAGACUUGAGAAAGCGUACAAAGUGGUCAAGGCUGUUCAGUUAUCCUCCGAGCAUAAUGCAAGUCUUGGCUCUGUGAGAGAGGAGUUGCGUUUGCUUCAUCCAGAUGAUCCUCAGAUUGUCGUCUUGAAACACAAAGUCUGGCGAGUGAAAGGCAUUAUUCAGGUCUCAAGGUCGAUCGGUGAUGCCUACUUAAAGAAAGCAGAAUUCAACCGGGAGCCUCUGUUAGCAAAGUUCAGAGUUCAGGAACCUUUCAGCAAACCGAUCCUUAAAGCCGAGCCUGCUAUUACCGUACACAAGAUUCAGCCUGAGGAUCAGUUUCUUAUAUUCGCAUCAGAUGGUCUUUGGGAGCACCUAAGCAAUCAGGAGGCGGUCGAGAUCGUGAGUACCUCUCCACGAAACGGAAUUGCGAGGAAGCUGAUCAAAUCUGCGCUAAGAGAGGCAGCGAAGAAGAGAGAAAUGAGAUAUUCGGAUCUGAAAAAGAUAGAGAGAGGCGUGAGGAGACAUUUCCACGACGACAUAACGGUAAUAGUCGUCUUCCUCCAUUCCCACCUCAUCAGCCGCGGCCGCAGCCGCCCUAUCCUCUCUGUUACCGGCGGCGGCGACUUGGUCGGACCCUCCACUUCCCCCUUUUCCUAAUCCCACACACCCUCCUCAAGCCUCACCUUCAUAUAUAUAUAUAUGUAUGUUCAGAAACAGAGCCUUUUUUUCUUCCUUUUUCAAUAUAUAUAUUUAUUUUUUUCCAUUUUUUAAUUCACCCUAAACAAGAGUUGAAGGGUUCGAAAGAGCCGAUGUAUAGGAGUGGUCUCUACAAGACAACUUGAUGUUUUCUAUGGAAAGCCCUCGCUUCUUUAGAUGUUGUCGUGGACAUACCAAUUCGAUUUGUGGGUUGUGAAUGACAAAAAUUAGCCAACCGAUCGAGCUUUUGGAUGUGGGAUUAUAUUUCGAGCUCAGCUUUUUUGGAUUUUGUAAUAUUGUACUCAUUUGUAUAUCGGAUUUUAA
This is a messenger RNA of Tarenaya hassleriana, 1987 nucleotides long. RefSeq names its product probable protein phosphatase 2C 38. The transcript is spliced from 6 exons. The record is from RefSeq and is a predicted model, not a curated record. Gene Ontology annotation, molecular function: cation binding; protein serine/threonine phosphatase activity. NCBI's taxonomy places the organism in Eukaryota, Viridiplantae, Streptophyta, Magnoliopsida, Brassicales, Cleomaceae. The coding region runs from base 458 to 1624 and encodes 388 amino acids. Gene Ontology annotation, biological process: protein dephosphorylation.